Molecule: messenger RNA, 1212 nt
Organism: Drosophila serrata
Lineage: Eukaryota; Metazoa; Arthropoda; Insecta; Diptera; Drosophilidae
Gene: beat-IIIc
Product: immunoglobulin like domain containing beaten path IIIc
Biological process (GO): motor neuron axon guidance
Source: RefSeq, a predicted model, not a curated record
AUGUGCAACGAUUGCGGAGCGGAGGCGGACAGGCAAGAGAGCAGUCAUCCUUGGAGUGACAUCCGCUGGCGAUAUUUCAGCGUUGAUGGCCUCAAACUGACCGAGAUUCGCAUUCCGCAAUACGUGGUUAAGGGCUCCGCGACGCAGCUGGAGUGUCUCUACGAUCUGGAUGGUGAGGCUCUCUAUUCGGUGAAAUGGUACAAGGAUGGCAACGAGUUCUAUCGCUAUGUGCCCAGGGAUAUGCCGCCCGCGCAGACCUUCCUGCUGCCAGGUGUUAACGUUGAUUUGCACAACUCGAGCGACGCGAUUGUUACACUGCGGAACGUCAAUCUGCUGUCGACGGGCCGCUUCCGGUGCGAGGUUUCUGGCGAGGCGCCCUCCUUCCAGACGGUCACUGAACAUGGCGACAUGGUUGUUGUGUCUUUGCCGGACCAAGGACCACCGAAAAUCAGCGGUGGUCGUCCGCGUUACCAGAUUGGGGACUAUGUACGUAUCAAUUGCACCGCCGGUCGGUCGAAACCCGCCGUGGAGUUGAGUUGGAAGGUGAAUGAGGAGCCAGUGGAUCCGCAGACCCUGCGGAAGUACGACACCAUCGUAUCGGGACGGGAUGGACUGGAGACCUCUGUUUUGGGUCUUCAGUUUCGGGUGGAACAGAGGCACUUUCGCAACGGCGACAUGAAACUGAAGUGUAUCGCCUCGUUGUCAACGUUAUACUGGCGGAGCAACGAGGAGUCCGUGGAGGGUGACCGCCCACAGAAGGCGCCGGUGCUCGAAUCAAGGGAAACGGUCUAUGCCAGCAACUCACGCGCCGAUCCCGUCCAAGCCAGCUCCGCGGCCCCGCCAUUAGCGGUUCCGGCGCCCAUUGUCCUGCUCCUGGUUCCGCUGGCGGUGGCGGUGGCAACCCUGGCGAGCAGAAAGGAUAUUAGCGAGCUAUCGAUAGAUGGGAGGGCAGCCGGCGGUGGAGGAGGGUCGAGUGAGUUGCUGGAUGGCCGGCAGGAUGAGGAUAAGGAUGAGAAGAUAUCAAGGACGAGCAGUGCUGCCAAGCUCAUGGAAAAUCCGCGACGCUUCAGGGAAAAAUCACAAUGGCUGCACGGUAGCUGCAUUAAGCCCACACGUGGCACUUUCCCUCCACAGUACACACACUUUUCACCGAUUUUUCCGUCUUCGCUUUGCAUACAAAAAACAAAGAACACACAUCAAAACAAAACAGAA